Pisolithus orientalis is the source of this 748-nucleotide messenger RNA. RefSeq lists its product as uncharacterized. The record is from RefSeq and is a predicted model, not a curated record. NCBI's taxonomy places the organism in Eukaryota, Fungi, Basidiomycota, Agaricomycetes, Boletales, Pisolithaceae. Bases 123 to 629 code for a protein of 168 amino acids. The transcript is spliced from 2 exons.
ACAUACGCGACAGUGCAGAUACCAUGCCAAGGAUUAUGAGACUUAGCAGUGGUGAUGGAAGUAUUGCAUGACUCCCCAGUUUCCCUAAAGCUACCUUUCCCGUCACUUCCGACGAACCCCUGAUGACACAUAGAAAGAACUCCCCAACUCCAGAAGCUGCCAACCUGGCUAUGACAGGACUACACACGACAGAGAUCCUGCUUGUACGCAGAAGCAACACUCCAACACCAGGAGAUGUCAACCUGACUAUGGCAGGACUACGCGAGAUGGAUAUCCCUUCCAUACCGGCACCUACGCAUAUACCCACUCAGCCUCAUCCCGGUGCGCCCUCGUCGUCUUUCCCACCGCAACAGCUUCCCCAAGCCUCAUCUGACGACAUCGAGGAUGACGAACGGGAGGAACUUGGAGUGACUGACAUCACGAGCUCCAUCGCAAACUCAGACUCGGAAUCAACCACUUCUAAGUCGCUUAAUAGCACAAAUGUCAACUCAAACUCAAUACCAACGCGGCAGCUUGAACGAGAGCAUGUGAAAACCAUAUACUCACCUAUGCGGCGUGGCACGAAGCAGAGUAUUGACGGGAAUUGGGAGGCCGCAGGCGAGGGGAAUAGGGAAGAAGAUGGUAAGUGAGGUUGAGCUGCUACUGCAUCUAUGACAGGUAUUUCGAGCUCCACAACAUCAAUGGCAAAGAUGACAACGACGGCGGAGGCUGAGAUGAUGUCUAGAGCAGGUGGAGGUAAGACGGCUGG